AAAUACCAAUGACUUAAUAAUGCAUAUUUGAGUAAAUAACAUGAGUUAUAAACAUAAUAACAACAUGAGUUAUGUAUAUAAACUCCAUUAUUAUCCAAAUACGGUAGCAAAUGUUUUACGCUGUUAUUAAAUACCGCAUUAAAGACUAGGAAUCCCUGAGUUGCUUAUCACUUUUGUUCUUACGUAAAUAAAUUCUUACAAAUGUGGCUUACUUAUAUUUUGCUGCUGCAAACUGCAAUGUUUUCACUUGGAAAUAUAACCACCAGUGAUAAAUAUCCGGAGCCUACAUAUAGCCAUCUAAGUACCUAUCUAGUGUCUUUGCGCACUCGUACAUAUAUACAUACUCCUGGAGAUAAUCAUUUCUGUACUGGCGUGAUGCUGAGUAAGCGCCAUGUUCUCACUUCGGCACAUUGCAUCACAGAUAAAAAAGGUAUGAUAAUGAACACAAAACGAAUUGUGGUAGCCCUUUGUGCGGCUCUUUUCCAAACUCCAGAGGCUGAAGAGUUUCUUGUGGAAAUUCAGAAUAUGGUUGUCUAUCCGUAUUAUCAGAGAAACGUUCGCGAUGAUUUGGCUGUAAUUAAGCUGAGAAGAACUAUUAAAUUUGAUGGCCUAAGAUUGGCCCAAGUGAUUAUAGGAAAUUCCCAACUAGAAGUGGGAAAAGAUUGCAAGACCGUGGGUGGAAACUUUGGCAUUAGAAGGCAAAGAUUUGGAUCAUUCCAAAGCAUGUUAUUUGUUGACGUUGAACUGCGACCAAUUGAGGAGUGCCUGGAUGUCAGGAGAGACCAAAGGGAGUCCCAGGCCGAAAGCGAAGAUCUCAUAUGUGUAAGGUCCUUGGAAAAUCGUGUCUGUACUACCGAUUUUGGUGGCCCCCUAUUCUGCGAUGGUCAGCUCUAUGGGAUUGCUUUGGGCUUCGUUAAUUGCUCUUCUCCGCAUCCGGUUUUCUUCAGUUACGUGCCUUUUUAUACCAGCUGGAUGGACAAGAUGAUAUCUCAGGGAGUGGAGCUGCAGCCAUAUCAUAAAUGGAUAUUUUCCCUGGCUUUCCUCAUCUGUAUUUUGGGCAACUUUCACCUGCGGCAGCAACUGGAUAUCUAAAUCUCUCUGGAAAGGAAAAAGUGCCGGCCUCAAAGCUCCCGCCUGCGAUUAAUGGAAAAUUGGGGAAAAGCCCUAGGAAACUUUCGCCUGCAAUGCACCUGUGUGCCACGUGUGGCAAAUGUCACGUUCACUUUUCCCCCAGAAAAAAACCGCAUUGCCUUUCCUUUCAAAUUUAACAACAAUAUUUUUGGUUAUUGCCUAACACUUUUGCACCUUUGCAUUAAUCAAAACAAAAAGAAACUGCCGAAAAAAAGCUCAAUAAAUUUGUACAAAAAAAUGAUUGAUAAAGGCCAUAAAUAAUCCCAAUAAUAAAUAGAAAAUUGGUCAAGAAAAAAGUAAAAGGCAGCGACACGGCAAUUUGAUGUAACAACCAAUCAUUAUUAAUAGCCACGAAAUGCUGGAUAAAAAUCAACCCGUAAAGGUAAAAAGAAAUUGCACACACACGCGAUAAUGUUGGCUGAAAAGAAAAGCCAGAAGUUAACAAUAACAAGUUUUGCGCUGAACUCUUGUUGCCCAACUCCCAUUGACUUUGAGUUCAAGACUCGGAUGGAAAGCCAGCCAUAAAUCAGUAAUAAUUAUCUUUUUUGUUGCUCUGCAAUUGCCCGAAUGCAGGUAGCGGGUAUCACAAAAGCUGAUAAAUCGAUGCUGAUAAAUUGAAAAUUACCAGCCAAGCGAUAUAUAAUGGCCGGGAUGAUAAGCUCACAUAUUGCAUUCAAUAAAUGUACAUGAACUCGUGCAUGCCGCAUUUGAUUUUCCUUUUAUAGUGCUGAAAUUGCAUACCAAUUUGUGGUAGACAGCAUCCCAGACAUAUGUGCUGGACUUGCUUUUUUCUUUCUCUUUUAAAAUCAACAAGAUGCUGAUUGGGGCAAUGGGAUAAACUGGGAAAAUCGUUUCCAAAUCUAAAAGUAAAACAUUCAAAUGCAUGGAGAGUAAUGUCCUUUAAGGGUAAUUAAAAAUUAAGAGGAUUAACCCAUUUUGUUUCUUCAAUAAGAUGGGCUUAUAAAAAAUAUUA
Messenger RNA from Drosophila rhopaloa, 2104 nucleotides. RefSeq names its product kallikrein-1. Bases 202 to 1092 code for a protein of 296 amino acids. Gene Ontology annotation, molecular function: serine-type endopeptidase activity. The record is from RefSeq and is a predicted model, not a curated record. Gene Ontology annotation, biological process: proteolysis. The transcript is spliced from 3 exons. NCBI's taxonomy places the organism in Eukaryota, Metazoa, Arthropoda, Insecta, Diptera, Drosophilidae.